AUGGAUCUCACAACCCCAGGCCUUAACUCGGUAUCCUUGCCGACGUAUCAGGCUGGACCUUGCCUGGCGUGCACGUCAGUUAGCCUCGUCACCAACCUCGACUCGACCGUGCAUGCACGACUGCCGGCUUGUCCGGCAUUUGCACCUCAUGCUCGCAUCAAACUUCGCCGAGUGUACAUCCUGCCUCUAAAUUCCCUCGCUGAAUGCCUCUCUUUCCUCCAUCUCUGCCGGUCCGCUGGCCGUCGUCAUCAACGUCCAGCAACAGCCAUGGGCGUCAACGGCCUCUGGACCAUCGUUCAGCCGUGCGCACGCCCGACAAAUCUCGCCACGCUCAACCGCAAGCGCCUCGCCGUCGACGCAUCAAUUUGGAUAUACCAGUUUCUCAAGGCCGUUCGCGACAAGGACGGGAAUGCGUUGCGAAACUCGCACAUUGUCGGCUUCUUCCGUCGCAUCUGUAAGCUGUUGUGGUUCGGCAUUCUUCCCGUCUUCGUCUUCGACGGCGGCGCCCCGGCUCUCAAGCGUGCCACGAUACAAAAGCGGCAGCGCAGACGUGAAGGAAGGCGAGAGGAUGCUGUCAGGACGGCGGGAAAGCUGCUGGCCCUCCAGAUACAGCGCGCCGCCGUCGAGGAGGAGGAAAGGCGGAAGCGUGGACCCGACGGUGACAUCUCGGUCCGCGAGGCGUUGCUGCAGGAGGAAGACGUGCCGACGACGAGCGAGGUCGUGUACAUGGAUGAGAUUGGCAUGUCGCAGCGGGAACAGACCGAGUCCAGGCGGUUUCAAAAGCAAGACGCCUAUCACCUGCCCGACCUGGAUGGAAGCGUGGGGAGCAUGGGCAGGCCCGACGACCCGCGCAUCAUGAGCGUGGACGAGCUCGAAGAGUAUGCGCGACAGUUCCACAACGGAGAAGACAUCAACCUGUACGACUUUAGCAACAUUGAUUUCGACGGCGACUUCUUCAAAAGCUUGCCGGCGCCGGACCGGUACAACAUUCUCAACGCAGCGAGACUGCGAAGUCGCCUUCGAAUGGGUCUCAGCAAGGACCAGCUCGACGACAUGUUUCCCGAUCGCAUGGCAUUCUCGAGAUUUCAGAUAGAAAGAGUCAAGGAACGGAACCAUCUAACCCAGCGGCUCAUGCUCGAGGUUGGAAUGCAGGGCACAGACCUCACCCUUGCCGUCAACGCUCGCAUCGCCGGAGAAAAGGGCCGCGAGUACAUCUUGGUCAAGAACGAAGGCGUCGAAGGUGGCUGGGCUUUGGGGGUCGUGAGCAAGGAAAAGGACGUGGGCGAGGCCCACAAGCCCAUCGACGUGGACGCCAUCCAGGUUCAGUAUCAGUCGAAAGACGACGACGAGGACGGCGACGACGACGAAAUGUUCGAGGACGUCCCGCUCGAAGGUGUCAACAGGCUACCAAAACCGAAAACUGCCACCGGUGCUAGUGAUUCGUCCGGCCAGUUCAUGGCCGCACCGCGACAGCAGUACCACAACGAUCGAGCCGGUCGGCCGAUGGAGAGUGCGGACCAAGGGGAGGGGUCUCUCUUUGUAGACGACAACCCGGGAGAAAUAGCGCGCACACCACCGAAUCAUGCUCUACACCCCGAAGAGGAGGAUGACGUCGCCCGGGCAAUAGCUCUGUCGCUCAUGAACCAACACGAGCUUGACCAAGACUUGGCCGGUGAAGAAGUCUCCGAGGAUAGGCCUGCGGCAGCACCAGAGUGGGAGCAGAAGCCGGUGGAAAAGUCAAAGCCAAUCUUGGGGAGCAGCGGUUCGAUUAUCGCUCACGUCGUGAACAACCGUGCAAACGCCGCCGUGCCGAGGCGGAAAGAGGUACUAGGCUCGGCCGACAGCGACAGCGAAGAUGAUCUGCAGGCCAUUUUGGCACGAUCGAGGAAACAACAACCGAAGACGGUUCCAUCAAAGAUGGCGUUGGAGGACAAGAACACUUUUGGUGGACCGUUGCCCUUUCCAAAGCUUGACUGGGGCAAGUCACUUUUCGCAGGACAGACUACGGCGGACAAGGAGACAAAGAUUUCGGAGCCUGCCGAUUCAACGACAACGGUCCUGCCUGAGGAUCAUCUGGCUGGUGGGUUCGAGGUUGAACCUCAGGACCAGGAUGCGCCGGAGCCCUUGCCUCCUUGGAUGGUGGAUGAAACGGAUAUCAGAGAGUCGUUGAAGAAGCAGCAGGAUGCGGAGAGGGAGAUGAACGCAGCGGACAGGCAAAAGGCCGAAGAGGAGGAAGAACGAAGACGAAGGGAGUUGCGAGAUCAAAUGAUUGAGAUUGGCUCCGACUCGGAGGAUGGAAGCGACCUUGAAGUAACCGAGGUUGCUCCCUUUCUGCAGCCUCAGGUUGCUAAACCCACCAUGGCCGUCGAUGCCGAUGUCGAAAAGGACAACCGGUUGGAGAGUACAGGGGCAGAGGACUCGGGCCAGGAGCCAGAGCAAAGGCUAGGAAAUGUCGAGAUGGCUGAAACUGCGCCGAUGGAGCGAGCGGAAAGCGCUUCAUCUCCGGAGCCCGAGUUCGAGGACCUGCCGCUCUCGGCGGCCCCGCUCUCGUCCAGUGCCGAGUCGCCCCUGUUCAUGGAUGCUCCCGCGGCGCAGGCGCAAGCUCGACAGCAGGUCUCCGUCCAAGAGGACGACACAUUUGCGGAGGUGGAGUAUGAAGACUUCAGCGACGCCGAAGACGAAGGGCUCAUGCUGCAGAUGGCCGAGGAGGCAGAAGAACAUGCUCGCUUCGCCAGCGAGCUGAACCAGAAGUCGGCGGCGGAGAACAAGGAAGAGUACGAAAAGGAGCUGCGGGCGUUGCGAAGCCAGCAGAGCAAGGAUCGGCGUGACGCAGACGAAGUCACGCAAGUGAUGGUGACGGAGUGCCAGGCCCUUCUUCGCCUCUUUGGAAUUCCGUACAUCACGGCGCCGAUGGAGGCCGAGGCGCAAUGUGCAGAGCUCGUCAAGCUCGGCAUCGUCGACGGCAUCGUCACGGACGACUCGGACACCUUCCUCUUUGGCGGAACGCGCGUGUACAAGAACAUGUUCAACAGCAACAAGUUUGUGGAAUGCUACUUGGGGGACGAUCUUGAGCAGGAACUCUCGCUCUCGAGGCAGCAGCUCAUCUCGUUGGCCCAGCUGCUCGGAUCGGAUUACGCCGAGGGCUUGGCCGGCGUCGGACCCGUCACGGCCGUCGAGAUUCUCGCCGAGUUUCCGGGCAAGGACGGCCUCGGCGCCUUUCGCGAAUGGUGGACGGCGGUGCAGUCCCAGCAGCGUCCGAAGGAAGCCGACGUGUCGUCGCCCUUUCGCAGAAAGUUCCGGAAGUCGCAGGCGACCAAGCUCUUCCUCCCACCAGGGUUCCCCGACGCCGUCGUCGACGAUGCCUAUCUGCACCCCGAAGUCGACGACAGCGCCGAGCCGUUCCAAUGGGGCGUGCCGAACCUCGAGGGGCUGCGACAGUUUCUCAUGUCGACGAUCGGGUGGAGCAAGGAGCGGACCGACGAGGUGCUCGUGCCCGUCAUUCGGGACAUGAACCGAAGGGGCGUCGAGGGUACCCAGAGCAACAUUACGAGGUACUUUGGCGGCGGCGUCGGGGUGGGUGCCAAGGAAGCCUUUGCGCCGAGGCAGAAGGCGAAAGGGAGCAAGAGAAUGGCACAAGCCGUCGACAAGCUGAGGGGCCGUGCUGCUGAUGCGGAUGCCGACGAGCCAUUGAGGGAAUCGACGAAACGGAGGCGAACAAAGGCCGGGUCGCGAUCUUGA
Molecule: messenger RNA, 3738 nt
Organism: Drechmeria coniospora
Lineage: Eukaryota; Fungi; Ascomycota; Sordariomycetes; Hypocreales; Ophiocordycipitaceae
Product: DNA excision repair protein Rad2
Exons: 1
Coding region: 1-3738 (1245 amino acids)
Biological process (GO): nucleotide-excision repair
Cellular component (GO): nucleus
Molecular function (GO): DNA endonuclease activity; single-stranded DNA binding
Source: RefSeq, a predicted model, not a curated record